AUGGUGAUGCGAUGGCUGGUGCCCUUGGUGGCGCUCGAUUUGAUGCCGGGAGCGAGCGAAACGUUGGAAUGCGACGCGUCCGGAUGGCUCGACGCCGAAGGCAUGAAUAGGAUGACCGCUUCGGGCGAGACUUCGAUCGUGCGCUUCGACCGGCCGCCCUGCGCCGUCUGCGCGGAGCUCGACCCCCUGUUUGAAAUUAUGCGGACGCACUUCCCCGGCCGCGUGUGGCGCGUCGACUGCGCCGCGGCGCCCGGUCUCUGCGCGCCGGUCGACGGAGAUCUCCGAGGGCCGGAGAUCCGCGCGUGGACGGGCGAGGCGUUCGCGGCGUACGGCGGCGAGCGCAGCGCCGAGGCGCUCGUCGCGUGGGCGAAGCUCGUCCUCGCGCCGCCGCCGAAGACGGAGAAUUUCGCCGCCGCGGACUUCGAUCCCCGCGGCGACGACGACGCCGCCGCGACGCUCGCGCUGGAGCCGGGGCGGCUGCAGGCCUGGCCGGGGCGCCCGCUGCCCACGCGGGUCUUCGUUCCCCGAACGAAGGCCGGCAAGCGCCCGAUCCUCGUGUACCUCCACGGCACGCCGCACCCGGGCGCCCGCUUCGACGAUCCCGGCGGCGGGGGGGGAUCGUCGCUUCUCCGAGCGAAAGGUUUCGUCGCGAAGCUCGCGACGAACGCGACCUUCGCCGCGAAAUUUCCCUUCGUCGCGAUCGUGCCGUGCUCGGGCUGCCACGCCGACGGCACGUACGCGCCGCGCCCGCGCGGCGGUCCGCCGGCCGCGGGAAGCUACGGCUGGGUCCCCGACAACUUCGCGCGGAUCGACGCGAUCGUCGCCGCGGCCGCGCGCCACCUCGGCGGCGACCCCGCGCGCGUGCUGCUCACGGGCCAGUCGUACGGCGGCCGCGGCGUCUGGGCCUACGCGGCGGCGCGGCCCUCGACCUUCGCCGCCGUCGCGCCGAUCUGCGCGUCCAGCGGCCCGACGGCGCCGCUCGUCGCGGGGCUCUGCUGCGGCGACGCCGCCUGCUGCCCGCACGUCUGGGCCUUCCACGGGGCGAACGACGUCCGCGCCGACGUCGCGAACACGGACGCGUGGGUCGAGGCGCUCCGCGCGGACCCGCGGCGCCCGCCGUCCCAGGAGGUCCGCUACGCGCGCUACGACCCGGCGCCGCCCCUCGACGGGCCGUGGGAGGGCCACGGCGCCGACGGUCUCGCCUACGACGACGACGACUUCUGGGCCUGGCUCGCCGCCCGCGAGUGCCCCCCCUCGAACCACCUCAUCAUGGACCCGCGCACGGCCACGGACUACAGCCUCGCGUCCCCGCUCGACGUCGACGAGGACGGCUCCUUCACGAUCAACCAGCUGAAGCGGGGGUCCUCCGACGCGCCCUUCGAGCGCUUCUCCGAGACCGUGCGCGAGUACGUCGCCCUCUUCCUCUCCUCGACCUUCCUCAUCGCCUUCAUGGCCUUUGUGAUCGCGAUCUGCGCCAUGGACAAGGUCAACAAGAUGGGCGGCGGCGGCCCGCACGGCCCCGACGACCACUGGAAGAUGCGAUGCCAAAACCUGGGCACCGCGACCUACGGCGACGACGUCUUCUCCUACGGCGGCCACCACUACCAGGUCGUCGGCGGCCACUGGGCGAAGCUGACCUGGCGCAUGGCCGAGAUGGACGCCUGGAGCCGCUGCUACAAGGGCAAGGUCGGCAAGUUGGCCAUGGUCAACUCCGCGGAGGAGAACGAGAUGCUCGUGGCCAAGCUCCACGCGCACGGCGGCUACUCGUCGGUCGGGGGGGGCGACGCCGCCUGGCUCGGCGGCGCGGACCUCGAGACCGAGGGCACGUGGCAGUGGCUCGGCGAUUCGGGGUCCUACGCGGGCGAGACGUUCCUGAAGGGCAACGUGCCUUACAAGGGCGCCUACAACAACUUCCGGGCCGGCGAGCCCAACAACAACGGCGAGGAGGACUGCCUCAAGAUGGACCCCGACGGCCAGUGGGUCGACGACUCCUGCUACAAGCAGUACCAGUACUUCUUCGUCGAGUUCGAGAAGUAG
Aureococcus anophagefferens is the source of this 2037-nucleotide messenger RNA. RefSeq lists its product as hypothetical. Lineage: Eukaryota; Pelagophyceae; Pelagomonadales; Pelagomonadaceae. The record is from RefSeq and is a predicted model, not a curated record. The coding region runs from base 1 to 2037 and encodes 678 amino acids. The transcript is spliced from 2 exons.